This is a messenger RNA of Oncorhynchus mykiss (rainbow trout), 1363 nucleotides long. The record is from RefSeq and is a predicted model, not a curated record. Lineage: Eukaryota; Metazoa; Chordata; Actinopteri; Salmoniformes; Salmonidae.
AUCAAACAGCACUACAAAUACGCCACCUGCCAAGGACAGUAGCUGUUUGCAGGGCUAUAUAAGAGGGACAAGUCUGUGUUCAACCAAACUGCAACCAAACGUAUACCGUCACUCUACAGAGACAUCAUGAGAACCACUGCAGCCGUCCUAUUGGUCCUCUGUCUUCUGACCAUCAGUCAUGCCUGGGACUGUCAGGAAAUAGUGGCUAUCAAGAAUCUGAUGCAGAUCGAUGCAGGACUGGGGCAAGUGGUUGCUACGGACACAAGUCAAACCCCCUACUACCUGGUAGGUAAUGAAUGGAUCCGCCUGCCUGGUUCCCUGAGGCAUAUCACUGUAGGACCAACAGGGAUCUGGGGUGUCAGCAACGGAAACCUCAUGUUCAAGUAUGUGGCCGGUAACUGGGUUCAAUUUGCAACCGGUGUAAAUCAGCUGGAUGCUGGGGAGGACCAGUUUGUUGUGGUGGCCAACAUGGACUAUGUUCCAGGGUGUCUUUCAAGAAGUGCCUCACUUGGCUUCAUGGGUGCUGACUCAUCCCUUCGAGGGAUAAGGUUGCCAGGAGCUGUGAAGUAUUCUAGUUGCGGACAUUUUGGGUGCUGGGCAGUCAACAAGAAUGAUGAUAUCUACUUAAUGAGUUUGAAUCAAGACUGCCAAAACAACGGGUGGAGACACAUUGAUGGCAAGCUUUCCAUGAUUGAGGUGGCAACUGAUGGUAGUGUCUUUGGGGUCAACUCUGCAGGCCAAGUUUAUACCAGAGACGGCAUCACGGCCAGUAAACCAGAGGGCACUGGAUGGAGCAAUGUCCCAAUGUACAUGCCAAUGAAGCACGUGACCUACGAUCUGGGCCGUCUUUGGGUCAUCUCCAAUUCUGGCUUCACCAUGGUGUGCACACAUUAGCCUCUCCUCUGCAUCUGAAGGACGUUCGGGAUCUGACAAGCUCACUUGCUAACUCAUUGAUCUCUCUGUCUGGAACAAUCUCAAUUCUCAACAUUAAUUCACAAGAAUCCUUCAUUCUAAUACCUAUUGCUCUAACUAUAUUUUCAGUACUUUAUCUCUAUCAAUAGUAAACACUGAUCUUAAUGAUAUUAUAAAGAAUUUAUCAAUGAUGUUUUCUUACACAAUUUGACAAGCAACAGCGUUAUAAAAGUGUAUUAUUGAUUAACACUUCAAUUGAAUUUUGCCAUGGCUGCUAUUUGAGCGUAGUGUAAACUUGGCCACGGUCACAAUCCACAUGGGUUUUGCUGUGCUUCAGAGGUCAUCAAUAGGAUUGAAUGGAAUCCUUGUCAUUAUCUCAUUAUAUAAUAUUUUCCCGCAAAUAAAGCAUCAAUUUUGAAAAUAAUUUGUGUUUUUUUUAAUCAUAUUGAAC